AUGGCGGCGUGCCGGGGCUUCUUCGAGUGCCUGCUCAGGCUGCUCAACUUCAUCCUCACCGUCGCCGGCCUCGCCAUGGUGGGCUACGGGAUCUACCUGCUCGUCGAGUGGAUGAAGAUAUCCAAGGACGGCAGCGGCGCGGGAUUGACGGCGGAGGUGCUCGUCUCCGGCCGGCCGUUGUUGGGGGCUGUCGCUCUCGGUGACAGCUUCCUCGACCAGCUACCCAAAGCAUGGUUUAUCUAUUUGUUCAUUGGUGUUGGUGCUAUCGUCUUCCUCGUGUCUCUGUUUGGCUGCAUUGGAGCAGGGACAAGAAACACCUGCUGUUUGUGUUUCUAUGCUUUCUUGGUCAUAUUGUUGAUCCUUGCUGAAGCUGGAGCUGCUGCAUUCAUCUUCUUUGACCAAAGCUGGAAAGAUGUAAUUCCAGUGGACAAGACACAUAACUUUGAUGUUAUGUAUGACUUUCUGAAGGAAAACUGGGAGAUUGCAAGAUGGGUUGCUCUUGGCGUUGUUGUUUUUGAGGCAGUGCUCUUUCUGUUAGCUCUGGUUGUCAGGGCAAUGAACAAACCUGCUGAGUAUGACAGUGAUGAUGAAAUUAUUGCAAUUGGCCGAAGCCCUACCAUGCGGCAGCCAUUGAUCCAUGCCCAAAAUGUGCCUGCCACUGGUGUUCCUGUCCCAACACUCGAUCAGCGUGCAAGUAGAAAUGAUGCCUGGAGCCAAAGGAUGCGGGAGAAGUAUGGUCUGGACACGAGCCAGUUCACGUACAACCCUUCAGACCCAAGCAGGUACCAGCAGAAUGGCACGGCACAGGCUGAAGAAAGGAGUCGAUGCACUAUAAUGUGA
Messenger RNA from Miscanthus lutarioriparius, 840 nucleotides. The record is from the annotation of a GenBank genome assembly. NCBI's taxonomy places the organism in Eukaryota, Viridiplantae, Streptophyta, Magnoliopsida, Poales, Poaceae.